GGGCGCUGGGGAGGGCGUGGCAAGGUGGGAGGCGGGGCGCGCGGCAAGAUGGCGCCGGCGGCGCGGGGGCUGAAGGGUGCUGUGUGGCACAAGCUAAAAUCAUUAGUAUUUGAUGACUGCAGGAAAGAGGAAGAAUGGAAGGUAAUUCUUUUAGAUGACUACACAACCAAAUUACUGUCAAUGUGCUGCAAAAUGACUGAUCUACUGGCACAGGGUAUCACAGUGGUGGAGAACGUAUAUAAAACCCGUGAGCCUGUCCCACACAUGAAAGCAAUAUAUUUCAUAACUCCCACCAAAAAGUCUGUAGAUGGACUUAUUGAUGACUUCAUCACUAAAUCAUCCAGCAAGUACAAAGCAGCAUAUGUGUAUUUCACUGACUUUUGUCCUGACAACCUCUUCAAUAAAAUUAAAUCUUCCUGUGCCAAAUCAAUAAGGAGGUGCAAAGAGAUCAACAUUUCCUUCUUCCCGUAUGAGUCUCAGGUAUUUACUCUCAGUGUCCCAGAUGCAUUCUACCGCUGUUACAGUCCAGCUCUGGAAAAGACAAAGGAUAAAGAUGCUGUCAUGCAAGUAAUGGCUGAACAAAUUGUUACCUUAUGUGCCACACUAGAUGAGAAUCCAGGAGUACGAUAUAAAAGUGGACCAUCUGACAGAGCCAGCAAACUUGCACAGCUUGUUGAAAAAAAACUUGAAGACUACUACAAAACUGAUGAGAGCAGCCAAAUAAAGGCUAAAACCCACUCCCAACUAAUAAUAAUUGAUCGUGGCUUUGACCCUGUAUCAACUGUACUUCAUGAACUCACCUUCCAGGCAAUGGCAUAUGAUCUGCUACCAAUUGAAAAUGAUACUUACAAAUACCAAACAGAAGGAUCUGCUGGGAAGGAGCGGGAAGCGAUUCUAGAGGAAGAUGAUGAGCUCUGGGUGAAGAUUCGGCACAAGCAUAUCGCAGAUGUGAUAGAGGAGAUACCAAAACUUUUGAAAGAAGUUUCAGCAAAAAAAAAAGCAGCAGAAGGAAAAUUAUCAAUAUCUGCUCUGACCCAGCUAAUGAAAAAGAUGCCGCACUAUCGUAAGGAGCUUAGUAGGCAAGUUGUUCAUCUUAACUUAGCAGAAGAUUGCAUGAACAAGUUCAAGUCUAACAUAGAAAGGCUCUGUAAAGCUGAGCAGGACUUGGCUCUUGGAACUGAUGCAGAAGGUCAAAAAGUGAAAGACUCAAUGAGAGUUCUCCUUCCAGUUCUGCUCAACAAAAGUCAUGAGAGCUAUGACAAAAUUAGAGCUAUCCUCCUGUAUAUCUUUAGCACAAAUGGAACUACAGAGGAGAACUUGGACAAGCUGAUCCAGAAUGUACAAAUAGAAAGUGACAGUGAUAUGAUAAGAAAUUGGAAGUACCUUGAUGUUCCUGUUAUCUCUUCACCUGCUGCUCCACAGGAUAAACACCCAAGAAGGGACCGUUCUUCAGAAGAAACUUACCAGCUUUCUAGGUGGACGCCUAUUAUCAAAGAUGUUAUGGAGGAUGCUAUAGAAAACAAACUGAAUUCAAAAGACUGGCCGUAUUCUUCCCAGUGUCCUCCUACCUGGAAUGGUUCAGGAGCAGUAAGUGCACGACAGAAACCUAGAGCUAGUUAUAAAGAGGAACGAAAGACUAGUGCAAGACUGAUUAUAUUUGUGAUUGGAGGAAUUACAUAUUCUGAGAUGCGCAGUGCUUAUGAAGUUUCUGAAGCCCACAAGUCUUGUGAAGUCAUUAUUGGUUCUACUCAUAUUUUGACACCUAAAAGACUACUGGAUGAUGUAAAGAGCCUUAGUAAACUGAAGGAUGUGGUCUGCAUUAAAGAUGAAUAGAAAUGAUGAUGUUUACGAUGCAUUAUGAAAAGAUAAAUAGUAUGUACACAUUCUUACAGAAUCGAUUUUUCUAAACACUGUACCAGGCCAUUGUGUGGUUCUGACUAAUUGAAUGUCACUUUGUAAUUUCAAUUUGCUGCUUUUCUAGGGGAGUAGAAAGAGAAAGGAAAAAAUCAACAUUUGUUUCUUAGGUAGUAUUUGGUACCGAGUUUCUUAGUAUUUGGUACUGUUACACUCUGUGGUUCUUUCAAAAGGACGUGUUCAUUCCUAACAAGUUAUGCUAAAAGUUAUUGUGAUUAUAUAUACACACACAUUGGAGUUGUUUUUAGAACUGUGAAACCUUUCUGUAACAGCUUAUUUCUAAAAAUGACUGAAUUAAAAAGGGCCGAGGUUCUUGGGUUGAGGCUUCAGAAGAAAACUUGUAAAUAUGAAUUUAUGGUAAAAAUAUUUCACACAAGUGCAAUGUCUCAAACUGUAAUAUUUUCUGUAAAAUAACACACUGAAAAUUGUCUAAAUAUAUGUAAGUGAAAAAUCAAAAGGUUGUUUUAGAUGGUGGGUGGGUAGGGUAGAAACUUAAUCACAGAAGUUCCAAUUUCAUUAAAUAACUUUGAAGAAAUGCUGUCAAUUGUGCACUGAAGUACACUUUAUACUCAUGUAUGUUCAGGGAUUACUACUAAAGCUCUUGGAAAAAAAUAUCGUUCUAACUUCUUUUGGAUUGUGUCUCCAUGGUCUGUCUUUUAUAAGUUGAAUUGCCUGUAAAUUCUCUUUUUGAGGAAGUGGGGGUCAGGGAAAAAGAGGAAAAGAAGUGAAGCAGUUGAAUCUUUCAAAUGGCUUGGUAACUUAAAAAAGAAAAGCAAUAAAGCAAACAUAAUACCAAAGUCUGAUGCAUUAAAGAGAACUUACUGUUUUCUACUUUGUUGCAUACCGAGAAAUAAAUGAAGUUGUGUUGAAGGCGAUCUAAUAAAUUCUAAAUUCUAUUUUA
Molecule: messenger RNA, 2815 nt
Organism: Cuculus canorus (common cuckoo)
Lineage: Eukaryota; Metazoa; Chordata; Aves; Cuculiformes; Cuculidae
Gene: STXBP3
Product: syntaxin binding protein 3
Exons: 19
Coding region: 49-1833 (594 amino acids)
Biological process (GO): intracellular protein transport; neurotransmitter secretion; vesicle-mediated transport
Cellular component (GO): plasma membrane; secretory granule
Molecular function (GO): syntaxin binding
Source: RefSeq, a predicted model, not a curated record